CGCACAUAGAGUAGCUAGCUGAGAGAGACGGGCAUGGCGUCGAUGUAUCAGGCUUCUACGGCGCAAGAGCCCGUGGUGUUCCCCCUGUCCGGCCCGCCGGUGUGCGUUUGCUUCGGGCACUCCUUGCAACGAGGGUGCCUGCGCUCCGUGCAUGACCAGAAAACGGGUGCCAGUUCCAUCCAACUAAGCGACGACGAUGUCGUCCGCCGCAACAGAACCCCGGCCGAGAAGUUCUACCUGGAGCCGUCCAAGCAACACCAGGGGCUCGUGCACGUCCGGUGCUCCGACGGAGACAAAUACUGGGUCGCCCAGGCCCAGCAGCAUGGCGGCGGCGGCGGCAGUACUCCGUGGUUCAUCGCCGCCACCGCGGAUGAACCAGAGGAAGAUCUGACCAAGCCAUCAUGUACCUUGUUCCAGUUCUACGCCAGUUCUGGCGCCGGUCUCUUCUUCUUCUUCUUCUUCUUCAUUUAGAGAUAUGAUUUAUUACCUCCGUCUCAAAAUAUAAGACUCUUGCUUUUUCUCUCUCUGAAUGAAAUCGGCAGAGCUCCUUCCGCAAAAAAAAUAAAAAUCGGCAGAUCUCCUGCCUUGCUUGUAAAAAAGAAGACAUUUUUGUAAGCUAAGGAUUUGAUUUCCAACCGAUAACAACAUGUAGUGGUUGCUUCUAUGAAUGGAAAAUUGGAAAACAUGGAUUAUACUCCCUCCAUUCCCUUAUACAAGACCACAAACUCAAAUUACAGGUACCAAGGUAAAAUUUAAUAACUUCUUUGCCAGCCAACUUUUCUUCUUGUUAACCGGGAUUAUUAAUACACCCGCAUGCAUACAAAAGAAGAAAUGAGAAGGAAGUAUUAAACAAGUUGCUAAUACGAGAACACAUCAUUAAAUUUUGCCUCGAUUAUUGUUAGUGGCCUUGUAUAGAUGCAAAACGUAUUCUUCAUAGUGACCUUCUAUAAGGGAAUGGAUGGAGUAUUUUUUUUUACUUAAGUGGAACAUGUGUUACAUGUAUGAACACGAAAGAUUUGUGGCAGGACAGUUAGUGAGGUAUUGAAAUAACACCCUGAUUUCUCAAAAAAUAUAUAAAAAAUCAUAAUACAAAGGAGAAAAACUCAUAAAUAGUCAAUACAAAAAGUACCGAAUUAAAGAAACUUCUAGAAAAGGGAAAACCAGAAGUUAGGAACAAUUAAAGGGGGAGGUUAUUUUUUUCUGAAAAGACGAUUGGAUAAUAUCACAAGUAAUUAGGAAUAUUCAUGCAGAAUCAGAAUGUGUUUUUUUCAACAAUUAUAUACUGCUUUGUUAUGCCCUGGUCUUCCAUUAUAUUCUAGAUGUUUUUGCCCUAGACGAUUGGAUAAUAGCAUUACUUUGUAUUUCUUUAUGAUUAUUUGUAUUGUUUGAUUUUCUCGUACGUUUUACGGUUUUUCUGAUUGGCCCACCAAAAUAUAGAGCCCCAUUCUAAGGUUCUUAACCAAAGCUGGCAUUUUGCUAAUGUCGCCGAACAUAGCAUUCACCCUCGCAAAAAAGAAAUUAAAUUGAUGCAUCAUACUACCUCUGUCCGAAAAUACUUGUCGUUCAAACGGAUGUAUGUAAACGUGGGAGUAUAUACCAAGCUAGGCCGAAUAUCAACGAUAUCUGACAUGCCUAGUCUAUGAUGAUACGUAAGUUUUUUCCUGAAACAACUAUGGUGACAUAUGUCACGCGCAAAAGAAAAAAACACUAUGGUGACAUAUGAUAUUUGUUUUUCAUUGUGUCCCGGAGAAGAAUUCCUGUGGCAUAACUUUUUUGGUGGUUUGGUCUAGCGUGGCACACUUGUUACACGAAAGCCCGACACAUAUUACGUGCAUGCCUAGAUAUACCGGGGCACAUUUCGUAAGAUCCAGGUUAAACUAUCCUUGACGCAUAAAAAGCGCCACCUUAGCUGAUGUGACGCUCGACACGCCUUUUCAGACCAUCAAAAUGUAUCAUGGGAAGUGUUUUUUUCUCGAGAAUCAUGGGAAGUGAAUUGGCGACCCAUAUAACCACACGGCAGGUGUGGUCGGCUACUGAAAUGAAAUGGUCAAAAAGAAUUGCCGACACAUAUAAGUGCCCCUGAAGCUUAAUGUGCUAUAGUGUUCGGUGUUUUUUCUUCUAAGUUCCGUUAUUCAAUCUUUUUUCCUUGCUGGGCUGGAAACCUAUGAGAAACCAUCGUGCUGCUGUCAGUCAUACAGUCAAUAUAAUUGGGUAAGGCCAUAUUUUUUCAGCACUGAAACAUAUUAA
Messenger RNA from Aegilops tauschii subsp. strangulata, 2247 nucleotides. Lineage: Eukaryota; Viridiplantae; Streptophyta; Magnoliopsida; Poales; Poaceae. The record is from RefSeq and is a predicted model, not a curated record.